This is a messenger RNA of Histoplasma capsulatum G186AR, 306 nucleotides long. RefSeq lists its product as uncharacterized. The coding region runs from base 1 to 306 and encodes 101 amino acids. The transcript is spliced from 2 exons. The record is from RefSeq and is a predicted model, not a curated record. NCBI's taxonomy places the organism in Eukaryota, Fungi, Ascomycota, Eurotiomycetes, Onygenales, Ajellomycetaceae.
AUGGAUUCCACGAAUGAUGAAAUAUUAUCAAUAAUGAGUACUGCAUUGAUUGAUAAAACAUCCUGGAAGCUGGGGAGCAGAUUGAGAGCCAAGGUAGGUCCAGUUUUGGGACGCGAAGCAUUCCGGAAUCCGGUAAAGAAUAUUUUCCAGGCCAACUGUCGCACCACUCUGACGCUUGCCGAGGUGCAGAUUUCUGAUGAUAACAAAGUGGACUGGACUGUUCUGGACACGAAACCCACCGUACUAUUUGCUCUUAUCCCCUACGUACAACAGACUAGCGCUUGCAUCCAUUCUCUGCCAGACUGA